AUGGCCACACGCAAACGCCCCCGUGACGUGGAAGAAUAUGACAAGUACCAGGGCCUCGUCAUCUACGUUGGGAACGUUCAUUACGAUGCCAGCCCAGCCGACUUUGAACAAUUUCUUCACGAUCAUGGAGUAUCAUGCAAACUUUACUGGCCUGAAGCCGGAGAAAGAUCUCAUGGCGGCUGGUGUUGGGCUCGCUUCCAUCAUCAUGACGAUGCUAGCUAUGCGAUCAACAAUCUUAACGGCGCCAUUUUCUGCGGAAGAAAGCUAAGAACAGGACAUGUAGCCACCAACUCUAAACGUGCUCGCUUUCAAGAUGGGCCUUCGUCCUUCCAGGACCGCCCUGAAAUCUACGAUAAUCCAUUUCGACAAGAGAAUCCAUUUUCGUUCCCUAAAAAGUUCCAGACCUUUAACCCUCACACUUUUUUUCAAGAUUACGAGCAGAUGAAAUACCCAGGCCACUCGUCACAUUACUUUCACCGGCCUGCUGAGCAUCCUGGCUUUUACCCCUCGACAAACAGCCGACGACCAGCGCCCCCCUUUAGACAGAGUGCCAACUACGGGGUUCAGUACCCAGAAUGCUACCCGCCAAAGAAGAUGGAGCAUCUGGAUCACCGUCACAUCCCAAAACUGCAGGAUGUUUGGGACGCAGAUAAACCCUUCCUUAGCACUGCGAACAUCUUCGCCAAAGGGAUCAAGAUAUCGGGACUGGCAAUCACGGUCAACCACGGACAGACCCCCGCAGAUGGGGCAGUAGCUCUUUCCAGGCCUGAGGAACAGGAGUCGCAGGAUGGAAGUAUGGACAUAGAAAUGACCGAACCGCGUCCCCAGCUAUAUUGGCAACCGGGCCGAGUCCUUGGACCGGACCCCCAAGAGAGAGCUUACAUCUCUCACUCCGAAAAUUUUGUCAGACCGUCAGAUAUGAGUACUAGUGUUCUCUCGGCAACGUGCCGGAGUCACAUCGUUUCAUACAAGCGCCCUCCAGGAGUUGGACUUGGUUGGGGCGACUUUGAUCGCUUCUAUGAAUGGCAGUUACUCGGCCGUAAGGUUCAAAAGUCGAUGGUGCGAGCUCAGAGGUUUCAGCAAUCCAAUUCUCCCCACAUGACCUUCAUUUCCGAGUUGACUGGCUGCCUUCAUAUUAUACGAACAGAUUCGACCAAGAUUGAAUCUCGAAGGAAACUCAAGAGACCCAACUUGUGGCAGAAGCUCAAAAAUGGCAAGAACUAA
Messenger RNA from Fusarium proliferatum ET1, 1224 nucleotides. RefSeq lists its product as uncharacterized. The coding region runs from base 1 to 1224 and encodes 407 amino acids. The transcript has 3 exons. Lineage: Eukaryota; Fungi; Ascomycota; Sordariomycetes; Hypocreales; Nectriaceae. Gene Ontology annotation, molecular function: RNA binding. The record is from RefSeq and is a predicted model, not a curated record.